Anolis carolinensis (green anole) is the source of this 4492-nucleotide messenger RNA. RefSeq names its product zinc finger protein 420-like. Bases 283 to 1758 code for a protein of 491 amino acids. Gene Ontology annotation, biological process: regulation of transcription by RNA polymerase II. The transcript is spliced from 2 exons. NCBI's taxonomy places the organism in Eukaryota, Metazoa, Chordata, Lepidosauria, Squamata, Anolidae. Gene Ontology annotation, cellular component: nucleus. The record is from RefSeq and is a predicted model, not a curated record. Gene Ontology annotation, molecular function: DNA-binding transcription factor activity, RNA polymerase II-specific; RNA polymerase II cis-regulatory region sequence-specific DNA binding.
GAGGGCAGGAGUUGGGCGGGCUUCUUCCCGGGCGAGUCUCUUUCCGCCAUUGCUGUCAUCGUGAGGCGGGAAGAAGGCCGCGGUUGGAGCCGAGAGAUUGAGAGAGAGAGAAGGCGGGAAAACGAGGAUUCCGUGGAGCCACCUCUUGAAUGCAGUAAGGAGAACAGUAUUAUAGGAAUCCUCUAGGAAGGUGGUGAUCUUGCUGAAUCUUUGACCUCACUUAUACGAAAAAGGACAAGUCAAAUACCUGUAUUGCAAUUAUACACUCGUAUCACUCUUGACAUGAAGGAGAAAGCGUAUAAAUGCCUGGAGUGUGGAAAGAGUUUCACGCAGAGGGGUCAUCUGUGGCAACAUGACAAGAUUCACACUGGGAAGAAGCCCUAUAAAUGCCUGGAGUGUGGACAGAGUUUCACUCGGAGUGGAAGUCUACGUACACAUCAAAGGACUCACACUGGGGAAAAACCCUACACAUGCCUGGAGUGUGGAAGAAGCUUCAGUCAUAGUUCAGGUCUGUGUAGACAUCAAAAGACUCACACUGGGGAGAGACCUUAUGAAUGCCUGGAGUGUGGGCAGAGCUUCACUCGGAGUGACAUUCUACAUUCACAUCAAAGGAUUCACACUGGGGAGAAACCUUAUACAUGCCCCGAAUGCGGUCAGAACUUCACUAAGAAUUCGGAUCUAUAUAGUCAUCAGAAGACUCACACUGGGGAGAAACCCUACACAUGCCUGGAGUGUGGAAGAAGCUUCCGUCAUAGUUCAAAUCUGUAUUCACAUCAAAGGACUCACACUGGGGAGAAGCCCUAUGAAUGCCUGGAGUGUGGACAGAGCUUCACUCAGAGUGGACAUCUACGUGUACAUCAAAGGACUCACACUGGGGAGAAACCUUAUACAUGCCUGGAGUGUGGACAGAAGUUCACUGAGAGUUCAGCUAUACGUUCACAUCAAAGGACUCACACUGGGGAGAAACCCUACAAAUGCCUGGAGUGUGGAAAAAGCUUCACUACCAAUUCAGGUCUACGUUCACAUCAGAGGACUCACACUGGGGAGAAACCCUAUAAAUGCCUGGAGUGUGGACAAAGCUUCACUCAGAUUGAAACUCUACGUUCACAUCAAAGGACUCACACUGGGGAGAAGCCCUAUGAAUGCCUGGAGUGUGGACAGAGCUUCACUCAGAGUGGACAUCUACGUAUACAUCAAAGGACUCACACUGGGGAGAAACCCUACAAAUGCCUGGAGUGUGGAAAAAGCUUCACUACCAAUUCAGGUCUACAUUCACAUCAGAGGACUCACACUGGGGAGAAACCCUAUAAAUGCCUGGAGUGCGGACAAAGCUUCGCUCAUAAUCAGCGUCUACGUUCACAUCAGAGGACUCACAGUGGGGAGAAACCUUAUGAAUGCCAUGAAUGUGGACAGAGCUACUCUCGGAUUGAAAGUCUACGUUCACAUCAAAGCACUCACACUGGGAAGAAACCCUAUAAAUGCCUGGAGUGUGGAAAAAGCUUCGCUCAGAGUUCACAUCUACGUUCACAUCAAAGGACUCACACUGGGGAGAAACCCUACAAAUGCCUGGAGUGUGGAAAAAGCUUCGCUCAUAGUUCACGUCUACGUUCACAUCAAAGGACUCACACUGGGGAGAAACCUUAUAAAUGCCUGGAGUGUGAACAGAGCUUCACUCGGCUUGAAAGUCUACAUUCACAUCAGAGGACUCACACUGGGGAGAAACCCUAUGAACGCCUGGAGCAGGGGUCCCCAAACUAAGGCCCGGGGUCCGGAUGCGGCCCUCCAAGGUCAUUGACCCGACCCGUCCUAAACUUUAGACCUAAGUCUACCUGGUCUUUGGAGGUCUCUUUGUUUACUUAUGGCCUUAUGAGAUCGUCUAGAAGGCUUUUGAAGGUCACUUUCCGUACCUAUGGUCUUAUGAGAUCAUCUAGAUGGUCUUUGGAGGUCUCUUUGCUUAGCUAUGGUCUUGUGAGAUCAUCUAGAUCAGGGGUCCCCAAACUCAGGCCCUCCAAGGUCAUUGACCUGGCCCCUGCCCUAAACCUUAGACUUAGGGUUGACCUAAGUCUACCUGGUCUUUGGAGGUCUUUUUGCUUACCUAUGGUCUUAUGAGAUCGUCUAGAUCAGGGGUCCCCAAACUAAGGCCCGGGGGCCGGAUGCGGCCCUCCAGGCUCAUUUACCUGGCCCCCGCCCUCAUUUUUAUAAUAUAAUAUUUUUAUAUCAGUUUUAAUAAUAUAAUAUAUUGUAUAUACAUAUACUAUUGAGAAAAAUAUUAUAAUGUUAUACACUAUAAUACUAAUAAUAAUACCAUGUAAUAAUAUUAAUUAUAUGUUAUAUAUUACAUAUACAGUAAUAUUACAGUAUAGUGGUAUAGUUCAAUAUAGUAAUGUAUAAUGCUAAUAUUGUGCUAUGCUAAUAAUGUAAUAUAUUGUAUGUACAUACAGCUGCUCCGAGUCCCCCUUCGUGGUAAGAAGAGUGGGAUAUAAAUGUAGUAAAUAAAGGUUGUAAAUAAAUAGAUAAUUAAUUUUAGACUUAGGCUAAAGUCUGAAAUGACAGGCACACAACAACAAUCAUAAUUAACUUGACUAUCUCAUUGGCUAGUAACAGGUCCACACUUUCCAUUGAAAUCCUGAUAGGUUUAUGUUGGUUAAAAUUGUUUUCAUUUUUAAAUAUUGCAUUGUUCUUUAAUUGUUAUUGUUGUAUUGCACUACAAAUAACACAUAUGCAUUGUGCAUAGGAAUUUGUUCGUAUUUUUUUUCAAAUGAUAAUUCGGCCCCUCAACAGUCUGAAAGAUUGUGGACCGGCCCUCUGCUUUAAAAGUUUGAGAACCCCUGGUCUAGAUGGUCUUUAAAGGUCUCUUUGCUUAGCUAUGGCCUUAUGAAACCAUCUAGAUGACUUUUAGAGGUCACUUUCCUUACCUAUGGUCCUAUGAGACCAUCUAGAUGGCCUUUGAGGGUCCUUUUCCUUACCUAUGGUUUUAUGAGAUUAUCUAGAUGGCCUUUGGGGACCCCUUUCCUUACCUAUGGUCUUAUGAUCAUCUAGAUCAGGGGUCCCCAAACUAAGGCCCAUGGGCUUCCAAGGUGAUUGACCUGGCCUCUGUCCUAAACUUUAGACUUAGGGUUGACCUAAGUCUGAAAUGACUUGAAGGCACACAACAACAACAAUCUUAAUUUUGGACUAUUUCAUCCUAGUCCGGCCCCCUAACAGUCUGAGGGACUGUGAAUCGGCCCUCCACUUAAAAAGUUUGGGGACCCCUGAUCUAGAUGGUCUUUGGAGGUCCCUUUCCUUACCUAUGGUCUUAUGAGACCAUAGGUAUAUAUAUAAAAGAGUGAUGGAAUCCUGGCGGCCGCCAAAACAACAAAACUAAACACCCCACAACCUCGAAAAUUGACAGCACAACCCAUCAUCCAUGCCUCUAGGUUGAUACAACAAAAAGAAAAGAAAAAUAAAGGCCUAAUUAGAGGGAGAGGAAGAAUUGUUUUAUCCAAUUGCUGCCAGUUAGAAGGCUAAGGGGACAGGCAGAGUUAGGCCUCACUUAGGCCUCUUCCACACUGCCUAUAAGAUACAGAUUAUCUGAUUUGAACUGGAUUAGAUGGCAGUAUAGACUCAAGGCCCUUCCACACAGCUAUAGAACCCAUUUAUAAUCUUAUUUUAUCUGCUCUGAACUGGAUUAUCCUGACUAUAUAUAUAUAUAUAUAUAUAUAUAUAUAUAUAUAUAUAUAUAUACACACACACACACACACACACACACACACACACUAGCUGUGCCUGGCCACGCGUUGCUGUGGCUAGGACUUAAUUUUUCUUUUCUUUUUGUUGUAUGAACGUAGAGGCGUGGAUGAGAGGUUGUGCUGUCAAUUUUCGAGGUUGUGGGGCGUUUAGUUUAGUUGUUUUGUCCGGUGCCGUGAUUCCAUUACCCUUUUAUAUAUAUAGAUAUACAUAUUAUAUAAAUACAUAAUAUUAUUAUAUUAUUAUUGUAGUAUAUUAUUAUAUUAUUCAUUAUUCAUGACUACAUUGAAACUACAAUAGAGAGAAAUCAGCAUGGAAAUUGCAAGAGGUCCCAUAGAUUGUUAUACAGUAGAGUCUCACUUAUCCAACAUAAACGGGCCGUCAGAACGUUGGAUAAGCGAAUAUGUUGGAUAAUAAGGAGGGAUUAAGGAAAAGUAUUAAACAGCAAAUUAAGUUAUGCUUUUACUAAUUAAGCACCAAAACAUCAUGUUAGACGACAAAUUUGACAGAAAAAGUAGUUCAAUACACAGUAAUGCUAUGUAGAAAUUACUGUAUUUACGAACUUGGCACCAAAAUAUCAUGCUGUAUUGAAAACAUUGAUUACAAAAAAGCGUUGGAUAAUCCAGAAUGUUGGAUAAGCGAGUGUUGGAUAAGUGAGACUCUACUGUACAUGGAAAUAAUUGUAGUCAAUAGUUUUUGAUUUAUUAAAUACAGUUAUAUAUUACAAUUAUAUUUUUUUGUUAUAUAAAACUAUAUUGUGAAAUUA